Molecule: messenger RNA, 2536 nt
Organism: Phlebotomus papatasi
Lineage: Eukaryota; Metazoa; Arthropoda; Insecta; Diptera; Psychodidae
Gene: Wdfy2
Product: WD repeat and FYVE domain-containing protein 2
Exons: 4
Coding region: 775-2007 (410 amino acids)
Molecular function (GO): metal ion binding; protein binding
Source: RefSeq, a predicted model, not a curated record
AGAUAGAUAGUUAGAUAAAUUGGUUUAAUUUGUGGAUCGACACUGAGGCCAUUUCCACAAUAAAAAACAUAAAAAAUGAAUGAAUUUGAAAUGAAUAUUGGAGUGAGCUGAAGCUAGCACACAAUGACGACCCAAAUUUGACAGCCAUACUGGAAAACACAGUGAAGUGCAAAUUAAAAUGUGUGAGAUUUAAUCGCUUCUGGGAGUGGGAUCUGAUGCUGGAAGACAAUUAUUGCACUAGAUUAUUCUUUCCCAGUGCCCAGUAAUGUUCUCAGUGUCUUUCUGAGUGUUGUUUUUAGGGUUUCUAGUUGUGUCCUCCAGAACGCAAAUUGUGUCUUUCCCAGAGCACAAUUUGCGCUUUAACAGGGCACAACUUUAUCUUGUCUCCCUAAUCAGUGGAUUCUUGAUACUGUUGAACACGAUCACCAGAUUCUUGUUUUUUGGUCUGUAAGUGUAAGUGUUCAUGUGAGUGACUUUCGGCCGGAAGAUUUGUGAAUUUUCACUGUUUUCUUGAGUGUGCAAAAUUUUUGUUUCAAAUGUUUAUAAACAAAUCGCAGCGCCCUCAAGGUGGUAUAAAAAGCAAACUUUGCUAAAUGCUAAGCGCCUCUGGUGGAAAUUUUUGGAAAUCUGUGUGAAGUUUUUCCAAGAGCAAUCUGUCAAAGGAAGUUUUGCGUCUUGUGGGAAUUUUUCUUUUGCUGAAGAAAAAAAACUAGUGAAAAAGUUCAAGUGGUGUGCAGUGUGUUGUGCAAAGUGUGAGAGGAACGAACGAGUGAUAUGGCGGCAGAGAUAAAACCAGCCCCACGUACGGGGAAUGACCAGAGAUUCAGUACGUCAAAGCCAAAGCCUGAGCUUCUCAGUAAGCUGGAAGGCAGUGGCGACGACGUCAAUGCUGCCUGCCUCAUUCCUGGUGAGGAUGGCGUUAUCAGUGUGUCGGAUGACAAGACGAUUCGGGUGUGGUUAAAACGGGGCUCGGGGCAGUACUGGCCAAGUAUUUGUCAGUACAUGCCAUCCGGAUGUACGUCUCUGGACUACAUUCCCGAAACGAGGCACUUAUUUGUGGGUCAGGAGAAUGGCACAGUGUCACAGUACCUUCUGGCUGAGGAUUGCAACAGUCUCCAGCUCAUACGGGACUUUCUGGCUCAUCAGGCUCGUGUUGUGGCUGUGGUGUUUGCCAAACACAGUGGCUGGAUACUCAGUGCUGGACGAGAUAAGAUCUUUUCCUAUCACUGCACCAGCACUGGCAAUCGCAUCGGCGGAUUCACUUUUGAGGCCAUCUGUACAGCCCUCCAAUACGAUUCCCAGGCCAAGUACGCCUUUGUGGGCGACUAUGCCGGUCAGAUAACGAUGUUGCGUCUCGAUUCGACCGGCACCACCGUGGUGACCACAUUCAAGGGACACACUGGCUCAAUUCGUGCCUUAAGCUGGGUUCCGGGGCCACAGCUACUCUUCAGCGGCUCUUUCGACCAGUCGGUCAUCGUGUGGGAUGUAGGCGGACGCCGUGGCACUAUCUAUGAGCUCCAGGGACACAGCAACAAAGUGUCAGCUCUGGCCUAUGCCAAUGGCGCGCAGCAGCUCAUCUCUGCCGGCGAGGAUUCCGUUAUUGUGUUCUGGGAGAUGAAUGCGAUGCGCAAGGAAGUGCCCGAAUGGGUGGAAUCGGACAUUUGCCAACUCUGCAGCCGACCAUUCUUCUGGAAUUUGAAAGCAAUGAUGGAUCAACGACAAAUUGGUAUAAGACAACAUCACUGUCGUCACUGUGGCAAAGCUAUUUGUGAUAAAUGUUCGACGAAACGUAUUAAUAUACCGAUAAUGGGAUUUGAAUUUGACGUACGAGUGUGUGAUCCAUGCUUCAAAGUUCUCCAACCCAUUGAGAGACCAUCUCUGGCGAUGUUUCAUGAUGCUAAACACAGCAUUGUGGCGAUGGAUUUGGACGAAAGACGCAAAAGACUGCUUAGCAUUGGUCAGGAUCGCGUUAUAAAAGUCUGGGACCUUUCAUCGAUUUGGGCUUAAUUUGAUGGACAAUGGCAAAUUGUGGUGGGGCAAAAGAGAAAAAAAAGAAAGAAAAACAUGAAAUAAGAAAAAAAAGCAUGUGUAACACUACCAAUAUUCUCAUAAUGCCUCUGUGGCAGUGCUUAUCGGCAUUUUCUUCUUUUCUCCUGAAUGUGUUUCCCACAAACAUUUUUUGGGUAAGUGAAUGCUAUUUAUUUUGACUUCUUUAUUCUUCUUUUCUUUUCUUAUUUUUUUCCUAAAUUCACAUUAUUCGCAAUAGAUAACAAAAAAAAAUAAACAUCCAAAUCAAUAUUCCUUAGUCCACCACAAAGAGGAAUUAAAAAAAAUCAUAUCAUAAGUUAAAACAUCAAAUUUUUAUUAUGACUUAUUUUUAAUCUCAUGUUAAUACAAUUUCAUAUAAAGAAAAAAAUAUUAUUAUUAUUAUUAUUUUGUUAAAUAAUCACUACUCUAAGUGGGAAGAUUUACUUUCUAUUAUUAUAUAUUUUUUAAAUGAAUAAAUAAGUUGUAAUUGUGUUUAAAAAAAAAAAGA